AUGAGGCUUAAAAUAGUCAUGGUGUGUUUCAUAUAUUUGUUCAUGGCAACAAAAGUGAAUAGCUAUGUGGGCAUAACAUGGGGCAGGCUACAAUCACAGGAAUUGGUUCCAUCAGUGGUUGUUGACUUGCUUUUGCAAAACAAGAUUCCAGCAUUGAGAUUAAUGACUUCAGGUUAUGAUAUCAUUGAAGUUUUUUCAGCCACAAAUAUUAGUAUCAGUAUUACUUUGGGAAAUCAGUUCGUGUGGCAAGCACAUAGGAAAGACCUUGCAUAUGUAUGGGUAAACGAUCGAAUCAAGGAUCCAAUCAACAAAGGUGUAAAAAUAGUGGAAGUAACCGUUGGGUCUGAACCAUUUUCGAAUACGUUCUUGAAAGAAGCAAAGAGUGAUAAUAUGGCGAGCGUGUUAAGGCUCAUGCGAGAAACUCUUGAUGAGGUGGGUUUAGGGUAUGUCAAAACGACGACUGGCCAUGGCAUAGAUGUGCUAAAGGUCACGAAAUUUCCGUCUGAGGCUGACUUUCGCGACGACAUAAAAGGACCAAUGCUUGAUUCACUAGAUCAGUUCAAUAAAACCGGAACCCCCUUUGUUCUCUACAUGUUCCCGAUCCAUUUCGUUAAAGAGGUACUGAAUUACACUAUGGAAUUUGCAUUCUUGGAUAAUAAGAGCGGGUUCAAAAUACAAGAUGGUAAUUUUACAUACACGAAUGCUGUGGAGUUAAUGAUCGAUUCCCUUGCAUGGGCAUUGAAGAAAGCAGGAUAUCCCAAUAUAAAAAUUGUGAUUGGUCAAAUUGGAUGGCCUACAGAUGGAUAUCCACACGCCAAUGUUAAAAAUGCAGAGAGAUUUCACAAGGGGUUUUUGAAAUUUUUAGCAUCAAACAAAGGAACACCACUUAGGCCAGGGCCUAUAGACGCAUUUCUCCAUAGCUUGUCUGAUGAAAAUCAGUUUCGUACGAUGUUUGGUGCAUUUCAAAGGCAUUGGGGCAUUUACGAGUCAGACGGGAAUCCCAAGUACAAGAUUGAUUUCUCAUUACAGGACCGCGAUGAGUAUCCUACACAGGCUAAGGGCAUUGUAAAAAUGCCAAACCGAUGGUGCAAGUUCAAUGGGGACAGAUCAAACAUGAAUUUGGUGAAUAAGAAUUAUGAUCUUGCAUGCAAUGAAGCAGAUUGUACAAGACUGGAAAAAGGAGCUUCUUGUGAUGGACUAAGUUUUGAAUCCAAGAUUUCAUAUGCUUUUAAUGCAUAUUUCCAAAAGUACAAACAAAAAGUAGAAACUUGUGAUUUUGAUGGUUUAGGUGAAAUUGUUGCAACAAAUCCCACUGUGAAAGAUUGUGAGUUUCCCAUUGAGAUAUUGGCAUUCCAAGAUCAAGUAGAACUAAAUGGUAUGGUUUUAAGAAUUUGA
This is a messenger RNA of Lycium barbarum (goji berry), 1395 nucleotides long. Its product is annotated as glucan endo-1,3-beta-glucosidase 8-like. The record is from RefSeq and is a predicted model, not a curated record. Gene Ontology annotation, molecular function: hydrolase activity, hydrolyzing O-glycosyl compounds. The transcript has 3 exons. Lineage: Eukaryota; Viridiplantae; Streptophyta; Magnoliopsida; Solanales; Solanaceae. Gene Ontology annotation, biological process: carbohydrate metabolic process. The coding region runs from base 1 to 1395 and encodes 464 amino acids. Gene Ontology annotation, cellular component: plasma membrane.